Messenger RNA from Chironomus riparius, 2016 nucleotides. NCBI's taxonomy places the organism in Eukaryota, Metazoa, Arthropoda, Insecta, Diptera, Chironomidae. The record is from the annotation of a GenBank genome assembly.
AUGAAGAAAUUUGUUCUUAUUAAACUUUUGUGCCUUAGUGCAAUUAAUCUUGUGACAUGCCAAGUGGCUACUAAUUUUACGGAUGGAACUAAUGUCCCGAAUGUGUGUCUUUGUGCCACAUCUGGUCAGUGCGCUCUUGCUGGUGGCGGUGGAGAAAAUGAUGGAUCUGGCGUGAUAAAUCCGAGAAUUUUGAAUACAGGCGGAGUGAACACAAAUGUUGGAACCAAUGUAUCGAUGUGUCAACCAGUCAAAACCGGAGUCAAACUUACUGCAAGUGAUCAGAGCUCAUGUGGAGAUGGUCUUGAGAUGUGCUGUCCUGACGUUGGAUAUACGUGUGGUGUCUCAUAUCCACCGAUUUCUGGAGCACCACAGGCAGCAGAUGGUCAAGCACCUUAUAAUGCAUAUCCACAUGCUGUUGCAAUUUAUUCAGCUGACAACAAAUAUUUGGGUGGAGGUGCUCUUAUUGAUGAAUGGAAUGUCUUAACUGCAGCUCACAUUAUUGUUAAUGCUUCAAGACCUUUAACAAUUAAGAUUGGAUAUUGGGACUUGAGUUCAAGUCAAGAACCACUAGACCGUUUAACACUAACCUCGUCCAGUGUCUUGGUGCAUCCAAACUUUAUGCCCAAAAAUUUGAAAAAUAAUAUUGCAAUCAUUAAACUUCCAUCAGCUGUUCCUUUAGGAAAAUCGCCAACAAUUGGAAGCAUCUGCUUGCCAAGUGCACCAAUUUCAGGAAUCAGAUGCAUGCUAAGCGGUUGGGGCAGUCAGAGUCCAUCGACAUCAUCAAACAUAUUAAGACAUGUUGAUCUUCCAAUUCUGAGCAGUUCUUCAUGCCAAAGUAUGCUGAGAACUACAAAAUUGAAUAAAACUUUUGUUCUCGACUCUGAAUCCUUCAUUUGUGCUGGUGGUGAAAAGGGAAAAGAUGCUUGUUCUGGUGACGGUGGAUCUCCACUCAGUUGCUACAUUGUUGAUCGGUACUACUUAGUUGGUGUUGUGUCAUGGGGUAUCGGAUGUGGACAGCCUGGAGUACCAGGUGUUUAUACUAACAUUUUUAGCUAUAUUCCAUGGAUUCAGAAGGCAACAGCUCAACUUCAAAGCGGAAACACUGCAACUUCUUCCACUCCUCCAUCACUUCCACCAAAACCGACAAUUCCUGCAAGUUCUACAACCACUAAGGGAAGUCCAUCUAGCACUUCAACAGUUGAUGGUAAAGUAACCAAAUCAGAUCCAACUGUUACCAGCACUGAGAAGACUGUUCCUACAUCAACACCAUCUAAACCAACUAUUACUUCCAUAGCAAGCACUUUAAGCACUGUUUUAAGUACAAUUUCAAGCUCAUUGGGUACCACAGUUGGGUCUACUGCUUCAACAACCAAAGCAUCUUCAAGUGCAGUUGCUAAUACUACAACACAAGCAACAACUUCUUCAAGACCUGUUACAGUGUCAACAACUACCACAACAACUUCUGGUAAGCCAUCAACAACAUCUUCAAAUGUCAAUACAGGAAGUGCUACGAAUGCGACAACAUCAUCAGCUAAUACUUCAACUAAACCAGCUUCCCUCAACACAACAACAACAACUGCCUCAUCAGCAACAAGAUCAGGUCCAUCAUCACCGGUUAGAAGAUCAAGCACAACCACAACCAAUAGACCAGCUUCUACAUCAUCAGCUAAUGCUGGUUCCACAACAUCACAAUCAAAUAAUCCUACAACAACUAAAGCAGCUGAAACAACAACAACUAUUCCUUCAAAUGUAUCCAAGCCUGCAAAUGGAACAACUGUGAAAUCUGGACCAACAUCUACAAAACCAAGUGAACCAUCCACGACAGUUAGACAACAAUCAUCAUCUCAGAAUCCUAAUGGAAGAUCAAGAACAAGAACAACAACAAUGGUUAAAAGAGCAGGAUCUACAACAACAAUUACUGUUAAAGGAACGCAAAGAAGAAGAUCAACAUCAACUACUAAGAAUCCUAACUUUAACAAUUAGGCCUGAAUAGCUUCAUUGUUUUCUUUUUGUCCU